This is a messenger RNA of Sphaerodactylus townsendi, 3844 nucleotides long. RefSeq lists its product as uncharacterized. The transcript is spliced from 5 exons. Lineage: Eukaryota; Metazoa; Chordata; Lepidosauria; Squamata; Sphaerodactylidae. The record is from RefSeq and is a predicted model, not a curated record. Bases 550 to 1632 code for a protein of 360 amino acids.
GCGGAAGCGGAUUGAAACGAAUGGGAGGCAUCCCCUGCUGAGCGGAGUGGAAGAGUCCUUCCUCUCUCUUUCCUCUGUUAAGCUCUCGUGGAGAAGAUUUGCAGAGAUCUUGUGGACGCUUUCUCCUGUGCAGAGUUGGUUAACAGAAGAUUCUCGUAGGUGUUGCCUGCGCACGUCUACGUUCUAAAGGCACACAAGUUUAAUUUUACAAGUCACCACAUAACGCUCAAGUUGCUUUAAGAAAUUCUAUUCUGUUUUUGCCAUGAUUGACUUUUGUCAAUUUGCUAGUCUGGUGUACUUGAAAUAUGCAAAUGAAAACAGUGAUCAAGACAACGGUGCUUGCUACACAAGAGAUGAAAGUUGUUGAAGACUUUCUUCCCUGAAAACACCGAACAUCUUUUCCCACUGUCAUCUGUAUUCUGGAUGCAGUUCGAGCUUAUUCCCUCUGGUUGAAAAGAUGUCGGAAGGGAUUGUGAAUCUGAGACAUAUCUCCACUUGAAUUGUAAUUCUGCCUUUUGACAAAAAAAAAUAGGUUGCCGUUUCUACAAGAUGAGUCGCCGUGGCAACAACUGGGCCUACUCUGAGGUAAUUGACCUCCUGGAUAUAUGGGGAGAGCAGAAGAUCCAGAAGUUGCUUCAGAGUAGCUAUCGCAAUAUGGACACGUUCCAGGUCAUUGCGAGCGAGAUGGCAAAGCGGGGGCAUGAGCGUACGGCGCAAGAAUGUCGAACCAAGACAAAAACAAUGCGCAGGGAUUACAAAAAGGCCAAGGACAGCUCUUCCUCUGGGAGCGGACGUAUCACAUGCCCUUUCUAUGAGCAGCUUGACAGGAUAUUGGCUGGGGAGUCUAGCUUCCAGCUGUCUAAGAAGCAACGGAAUAUCACUCUGCCAGAGGAAUCUUCAGGAGAUACCAAUUCCCCACGUCCCAUAGUGGAGGGAGUGGAGCCAGUGAUGAACGAGGACUACAUGGAAGGUCAGGAUCAGUGUUCUCCAUAUGAACAGUUACCUGCGGAAAUCUCUGAUUCUGCCACACCCAGUCCCAUGUUCUACAUGACGAGGGCAACAUCUGCAAAACCGGCAAGCAUGUCUUGGCCAGCAACAGAAGUUGAUCACCCAGCUCCCUCUCUGCCAUCUUUCUUCCCUGCUCAUCCUGGCAGCUCAUCAAACAAAGACUCAAGAAUGGUUUCAGAUGUGACAAUGCCUUCGUCGCCGACUUUGCUGCACAACUGUGAAGCCCUUUCUACUGAAGAGCGCCUCACCAGAGCCCGAAAGCGCCAAAGGAAAACGAGGAAUGACUUGGUCAUGGAAUUAUCGAGGAUAGCAGACAGGAGGGUGCAGACGGCCACGGAUCGGAUCCUGUCCUCCCUGAAUAGGUACGCCACAGCAGACUUGCAGGACCGUGAGAGAGACCGUGCAGACACUGCGCAAAUCAUCGCAAUCAUGCACCGCCAAACCGAACUGCUGGAAUCUCUGGUGCAGAUGCAUUCCAUCGAACAAACUCCUGUCUCCCCGGCGCCCUCAUGGCACGCCCGGCCUCGUUCUGCCAUCUCUCCUCCCUCUCGCUCGGCUGUCCCGAGGCGGACCCUCUUGCCCAGAGUGAAUCACAGGAGAAGGCCCCAGAAGUAUAGCCCCUAAUUGCACAGAGGCAGUCUCUUGACAUUAUAGUUUUAUAACGUUUCUUUCGAGUUCUUUGCUUUCGUUUGUUAGUACAUUACAUAAGGUGUGAACUCCCCCCGUCCCCUUUAAUACUGAGAAGAGGUACAGUAAUGAAGUGGUGAGCACGAGACAGUUUGUCUCUCCCAUGUAACCAUUUCUUGUCCUUUCAUGGCUGAUGCCAAUUUUCCUCUUCUGAGAUUUAUGCAGAAUGAUUUUAUACUAUCCUAAUGAACAUAUAGGUGAAACUGUGUAGGGGGUGAAUAUAGUACAAUAUAAACUAAUGUUGAACGCUUAGUCAGUACUAACAGUAAGCUAGUUGAGGUGCAGCAGUGACUUAGCCCUUGCUUAGAGGGUUUCAGGCAUCUGCAUGUGGUCCCUUGUUUGUGGCCGGAAUGCAAAGUUUUCUUGCCUGUGGGAGGAAAAGGUGCCUGAUUCCUCCCACCUUCUGCCAGAGGCGUAGCUGGGCUAUACUCCACUGGUGUGCACUCUGUUUUCCACACACACCCCCGGCAGUGCCCUGCCCCCCACCCCCACACAUACCUUAUUGAAACACUUCAAGCUGGAGAAGCGGCUUGUUCCCUACACUUCCCAUGAGACCUUGGGACUCGCAAGGUCUCCUGGGAAGAGUAGUUCCCACCAGGCCCUUUUCAGCCUGAAGGGAACAGGCCGCUUCUCCAGCCUGCACUGUUUCAAUGAGGUAGGUGUGGGGGGGCAUUGUGUGGGGGGGGGAUUUUCCGCUCCCCCAGGCAUGCGCCCGGUGCAACACCCCCCGCUCCAGCCCCCUGGUAGCUCCGCCACUGCCUUCUACUUAGCAUCAAAGGGCUAGAAACUUCCUUCCCAGCUGAAAAUGUGACCAGCUGUGCAGAAUGCCUCUUUGGUACUUCAGCUCUCAGGUGUGGUGUUGGCAGGCCAAGGACUGCUGCAUGUGAGCUGAAGUAACUGGUGCACCGAGGCUCUGGGUGCAGAUGUACCUUGCAGUUUAUGUUAAGUCAUUGAGAUGAAAUGGCUGUGAAAAGAUGAUGGCAGUUGGCUGCCAAGUGGUAAGAAGAGUGAAGAAGGAAGGGGAAAUGACUUCUGGAAUGAAUGAAGUCAGGCUAUGCAAGGCUGUGUGUGUGCACAUAUGCAUAUGUGCAUUAGACUUAAAGAUGGAAGUGGGUGGCCAGGACACUGCAAGCUAGUUUCCUUUGAGCUUGCAAAGAGGACCAGGAGGAGAUGUAAUCAGUGCAGGGGAGUGGAUGGUAUUGAAUGCAACAAAUGCAAACAGCAUUUAAACUGAGCAAAUGCAUACAGCUGGUUUGUGUCAGCUCCCUCUCCUCAAUAGCCCCCUUAAUUCCCUAAAAUGCCCUGAGAUUUGGAAGAGGCUCCACAGCAGUCAUGAAACUGAAUGGGGGGAGGGGGGGCUGGCAGGAAUCUGUCCCCUUCCCUUCCUCUCUAAAGUUGAGCCCUGCCUACGCAAGCAUCAUGGAAGCAGUGGAUCCAACCCUGUGGACUUUAGGCAGCAUAGAGAUUAACAGGGCUUCAGUGCAGCAACCAUUGGAAGGGUGAGGCCACCAAAGUUGCGGGAGUUCUGCUGGGGAGUAGCCAGGCAACAGCUUCCUCCAGUGACAGUAGCAUUGAACAAGGAGGAGGAAAGGUUGAGAGAACUGCAGCUGGCCCACAGUCACACAGCAGGCUGUAUGUGGAACAGUGGGGAAUCAAACCCGGUUCCUCCACACCAGAAUCUGCAGCUCUUAACUACUACACGACACUGGCUCUCAGUGUAAAAAGACCAGAACAGAAUAUCUCGCAGCAGAGGUAUGUUUAUGGGGGACUGCCUUAUUGCCGUAGUUCUUUGUAUCUCUCUUACUAUGCAGCUGGUGCUAAUCCCAUGAGUUUGUCUAGACUAGCAGCAGUAAACACGCUGACUGGCAAAAGCAGCUGGGGUGAAACAUGCUAUGAUAAAUAGGGCUUUUACAUAAUGAAAAGCAAUUUGUUUGGGCCUUCGCAAAUUAUAGCAGUGGGUUAUAUGGCACUUUCACUGAAUGCAGAAUUCCUUCUGUCAGCAAGAAAUUAGGAAGGAAUUGGGUUCUGUUAAGAGGCAGGGGUUUAUGAGGGAUGUUCUAGUUUUAGAAUUGUAUUGUAGCAUUUUUUUGUAACAGCAAACUCUUUCUGCUUGUAUUAUGAGUUUUUCUUCAUAAAAUCUUGAUUGAGA